This is a messenger RNA of Bombus pyrosoma, 354 nucleotides long. RefSeq lists its product as uncharacterized. The transcript has 2 exons. The coding region runs from base 1 to 354 and encodes 117 amino acids. The record is from RefSeq and is a predicted model, not a curated record. Lineage: Eukaryota; Metazoa; Arthropoda; Insecta; Hymenoptera; Apidae.
AUGGACAUCGAAGAACGUGAAGCAUUAAAAACGUAUCUACUCGGUUUACGGCCCGAAAUAGCACAGAUGGUAAUAGCUAGCGAUCCAAAAAACCUGAACCUCGCUCAACAAUUGGCAGCCAACAAAGAACAAUGGUUACGAGAAUUAAGUCGUGUUGCUCACCGUCGGAAUCAGGCAAAAAAUCAAUCUAAUAACACCCCGUCCGUACCUAAACGAAGUGCUUCCGAUCGACAACCAAAAAGUUUUAGCCAACCGUCAGGAAAAAUCCCACCUCGAAUAUACCAAACAGCGGAGAGUCCAGAGGAAACAUUCCAAGAGUUAACUGUACCACCAUCGGAAGAUUAUUAUCAAUAG